This is a messenger RNA of Stegodyphus dumicola, 3568 nucleotides long. RefSeq names its product microtubule-associated serine/threonine (MAST) protein kinase dop (gene dop). Gene Ontology annotation, biological process: intracellular signal transduction; peptidyl-serine phosphorylation. The record is from RefSeq and is a predicted model, not a curated record. NCBI's taxonomy places the organism in Eukaryota, Metazoa, Arthropoda, Arachnida, Araneae, Eresidae. Gene Ontology annotation, molecular function: protein serine/threonine kinase activity; protein binding; magnesium ion binding.
AUUCAAAAGAUGAGUAUCGGAAGUCUUUCAGUAGAUCAGAUUCAAACAAUUCUGACCAUUCUGAUAGCCCUAAUUCACUAAUGGGUAGCUUAGCUGAAACUCCAGAAGAUGUUGGAACGAAAGAUGUCUUUUUGCCUUUUGAUGCGAAUGGAAAGUCAUUGUCUACAAGCAUGCUUAAUCUUGAUAGUGAGAAACACUUUAUCACAUCAAAAUUAAGCCAUCUUGGUUCAAAAGACAACUUGCCUCGAUUUUCUAUCAGCACAGAAUGUGAUAUAAUGCCAGAAGAUCACAAAGAGCUGUCUCCUGUUGAAGAAACAGAUGCAAAAGUAUCUCCUCAGGCAAACCCACCUCCGUCUUCGGGCCGCAUUUCCAUUCCUCCGAUAUCUCCGAUGACUAAGCAAAGUACUCGUUCUGUAAUUAAAUCUGCAUCUGUGUCUGGUCUUUCACUCAUAAUUCCUACAGAUGAUUUUGGUCCACCUCCAAUUGGAUCACCUGGUGGCUCUAGCACGAGUUCGAGAGAUGCUUCUCCCAGCAGAGAGCUGAGUCCUCUUGUUGCUCAACUCAAACCACCAAUCAUUAUUAGGAAGGGACCGAGGGGCUAUGGCUUUACUGUUAGAGCCAUUCGGGUGUAUUAUGGGGAUUCUGAUGUUUAUACUGUUCAUCAUCUUAUAAUGGCAGUUGAAAAUAACAGUCCUGCAUUUGAAUCUGGCUUAAGGCCUGGAGAUCUGAUAACUCAUAUCAACGGAGAACCAAUUCAAGGUCUUCUCCAUCACCAAGUACUGCAUCUAAUUCUUUCUAAUGGUGAUCGUAUAAACAUUCGAACUAUUCCUCUUGAUAGCACAACCAUAAAAUCGGGAGGUCGAAAAAGGAAUCCAUCUGCUAUAAAAAUGGCGAGGAGACCAUAUUCUUGUCAUCGUCGUUCAGCACAAGUGAAGCGAGACAGUCAUUCUGAUAAAAAACGCAGGGCCUCUUUGCUUAGGAGAUUAAGCAGCAAACGAGCUAGUGCAGAAAUACAUCAGUCUGUUUCUGGUUCUUCCCCUGUUCUUACACCUAGUCGUAGUUUCCAGUCUUUGACCAGGACUCUUGCAUCUGCUGAUAGUUUACCUGCAUCUCCAACUAGAACAAAAAGCCCCAGAUCACCUCCUACAGCCAGACUCUGCUCACAGUCUGAUUCGCCUCAUUCCACUGGCAAUUCUUCUCAAAGUAGCUCUCCUAGCUCUAGUGUUCCUAAUUCUCCUGCAAGUUCUACUCAUCUUCCUCACUUUCCUCGUCCGAGCUCUCUUCAUGGUCUGAAGCAUAAAUUGACACAAACAUUCCAUUCUCCUAGACGAAAGUCAGUUGGGCACAUACCACUUUCCCCACUUGCUCGUACACCAUCUCCAUCACCUAUCACAUCCACAUCUCCUACAAGAUCACCUUCUCCUCUUGCAUUUCCCAUUGGUCAUCACCCAUCAAAUCCUCAGAUGGCUCAGACUUUCCAAACUAUUAAAUCAUCCUCAGUUUUGCCCUUGUCUGCAACAAUAUGUUCAUCAGCCAAAAAAUCCUUUAUGAGACCCAAAAGCGCAGAGCCAAGUUCCCCUCUUUUACGAAGAGCUUUAUCUCCUGACCGUCUCCAUCCAAAGUCUGCUGAAGUAAAAGCAAAGCGGGAGUCUUUCUCUGGGCAGGCUUCUCCUCUGGCUCUUUCAUCAUCUCCUUCUCCACGUUCCCAGUAUUUAUCUCAUAGUGGAUCUUCUAAACUGUGCAUGGCAUCCCAGCGUUCUUCACAAUCUCCUUAUGGUUUUUCAAAUAUUGGGAAAAGUUUGACUGACUUAGCAGAUACAUCAAGUGAUCAUUAUGCAUUUCAAGAGUAUGAAAGUAACUGCACCACACCAAAAUCCAGGUUAGAAGGCCGAAUUAGUCGGUCAACAGUUUCUCAACUAAGAAAGCGAGGGGAAAAGCCAUUUAAAUCAUCAUUAACUCAGCAACUUUUCUCAUCUGAGGAAGCUGAAUCUCGUAAAGAUGAACAGAUUGCUGUGCAAUCGGAAAAUAUGAGCGCUACAAAUAAAUUAGCAGGUGCAACUCCUGACAUAGAAAUCACUAGUUGUCCUUCUUCUUUUGUAGAUUUCAAUGUUGUACACUCUUCAGCAUUACCUCCUUCGGAAAGCUGUAAUGUUAGAAGAGCAAGGAGUGAAUCUGAACCUGCUCCAACAUCUGCUUUUGACACAGAUAUAGAUAAAAAUACAGAACCAGGUUUUUCCGCUCAAAAACAUUCUGCUGAACAGGAUGUUUCUAUUGUGCCAUCAGAAAGCAAUUGUGAUAAACUAAUUUCAGCUGAAGCUCAAAAUGGGAAGCUGCUGGAAAAGAAAACUGUUGAGGAAGUAAAGGAUUCAGAGAAAGGUAUGAAUCUGAUCGGAGACCAAAGUAUUCAGAAACAAGAGCUUUCCCCAAACAAGGAAACUGUAAAAACUGUUGAAAAAGCAAAUCAUGACACAGAAAAUAAAAGUAUUCAAAAGAAAGAUGUGUUUGAUAACAAGAUACCUGCCAAAAGUAGUGAGAAGUCCGGUACAGAUAUUCAGUCUAAUUGUGUUCAGAAAGCAGAAUUUUCAGUUUUCAGAGUAGAGAAGAAAAGUAAUGGAUCUGUAAAAGGUGAAGAUAACAUUCCUUCAAAAAGCUUGGAAGCGAAAGUUGUAAAAACUGAAGAUGCAUUCUUGAUUGAAACAAAGGUACGAAGUACUGAAAAGACUGUAUGCAAAGAAGGACCUAAUGUAACUGAAACGACUGUAUCUAAAGAAGAAUCUGGUGUUUCUGAAAAGCCUGCAUCUAAAGAAGCAUCUAGUUUAGCUGAAAAGACUGCAUCUAAAAAUGGAUCUAGUGUAUCUGCGAAAAUUACAUCUAAAGAGGGGUCUAAUGUAACAGAAAAGACUGCAACUAAAGAAGGAUCUAGUGCAUCUUCAAAAAUUACAUCUAAAGAAGGAGCUAGUAUAACUGAAAAAACUGCAACUAAAGAAGGAUCUAGUAUAUCUUCAAAAAUUUCAUCUAAAGAAGGAUCUAGUACGACUGAAAAAACUGCAACUAAAGAAAUAUAUAAUAUAUCUGAAAAAAUUACUUCUAGAGAAGGAUCCAGUAUAUCAGAAAAGGCUGCAUCUAAAGAAGGAUCUAGUGUACCUGUGAAGAAAAUAACUGAAAAGACUGUAUCUAAAGAAGGAUGUAGCGCAACUGAAAAGACCACGAGUAAAGACAUAUCUGGUGCGUCAUCAGCAGCAACACCUACUGUAAAAUCUAAAUCCUCAGAUGACACUAAAAAAGGGACUAUUACAUCAAAAAAGACUUGUUCCAUUGACAAGCCUACUAUGGGUGAUGACUCCAAAAAUAUUACCAAAAAAGUUUGUUUAGUUGACAAACCAGCGGCUGUGGUUGAAGACUCCAAAAGUUGUGAAGAGAAAGGCAAGACAUUCACAUCUUCUUUCGAAAUUAGAUUAUCAAAGCCAAAAACAUCCGAAAAUGCAAAAAAAGAUCAAAAAGUCGAAUCUAGUAAAAAGACCACAGAUAAAAAGAAGGAAAAAGAAUAAAAUUAAAAUUUUUUAAAGGA